AUGGGCAGGACAGGUGAAAGAACCGCUGCUACAGGCCUGCUGGUGCUGACUCUGAUACAAGGUGCACUGGCCUCCAGUGCCGUGAAGGUCCUGCCGUCUGUCAACCCUGCCAAAGUGGGAGACACACUGGUCCUUUCUGUGUCUCCUCCCACGAACCUGAAGAGUGGGAGCUGGGCAGUGGACGACUCCCUCAUCCUGACCUGGGUGGGGGACCAGCAGGCCGUCUUCCCCAGCCACAAUGGCAGGGUGUCGGUCGACCUCAGCACCGCCGCUCUCACCCUGAGCUCGGUCACUGUGGCCGACUCAGGGCUCUACAUCGUGCAGAGCACCGACCCCAAGAUCAAGGCGAAUGCUACCAUCACUGUUCUGGAAGCCAUCUCCAAUGUGACUCUGUGGGCUAAUCAAACCAGCCUGCUGGAGUUCAACGAUUCAGCAGUUCUUACCUGCUCUGUCUCCUCUGGCUCCUCCCCCUCCUACACCUGGCUGAAUGGCAGCUCUGUGGUUACAGCCAGCGAGCGAGCUCAGAUCACUGAUGGAGGCUCCACUCUCACUAUAGUCAAUGUGACCCGCUACGACCAGGGACCGUUCACAUGCAACGUGUCGAACGCUGUCAGCGGUGGAACAAGCCACUCUUUAAACCUUACAAUCAGCUAUGGUCCAGAUGGCAUGGACUUUACAGUGAAUGGGCAGAACACUACUUCCUUCAUUACUGGAUCCAAUUUGACCUUUUUCUGCUCAGCCCAGUCCAGUCCCCCAGCUCAGCUCCAGUGGGCUUUCAGAGGGGAGGCUGUGAAUGGGACGAGUGCAGAGCUGGAGCUGUACGGUGUCACCGAGGACCAAAGUGGUCCGUAUUCCUGCCUGGCCUUCAACAACAGGACCAACAUGUUCAGCAAUAUCACCAAACAUAUCACCAUAGCCAAGUCUCCACUUUCAGGAUCAAAACAGCAGACACUUAGUGUGUGGCUCCUGCCCUUCCUGUUAUUGGCUGGAUUCCUCUUCUCCUUGCCAGACUUUGGUGGGUCACUGAGCCAGAUGCACUGA
Myripristis murdjan (pinecone soldierfish) is the source of this 1041-nucleotide messenger RNA. RefSeq names its product carcinoembryonic antigen-related cell adhesion molecule 5-like. The record is from RefSeq and is a predicted model, not a curated record. Bases 1 to 1041 code for a protein of 346 amino acids. The transcript is spliced from 6 exons. Lineage: Eukaryota; Metazoa; Chordata; Actinopteri; Holocentriformes; Holocentridae.